Molecule: messenger RNA, 2139 nt
Organism: Drosophila gunungcola (fruit fly)
Lineage: Eukaryota; Metazoa; Arthropoda; Insecta; Diptera; Drosophilidae
Product: zinc finger protein 184-like
Exons: 4
Coding region: 122-1735 (537 amino acids)
Biological process (GO): regulation of transcription by RNA polymerase II
Cellular component (GO): nucleus
Molecular function (GO): RNA polymerase II cis-regulatory region sequence-specific DNA binding; DNA-binding transcription factor activity; zinc ion binding
Source: RefSeq, a predicted model, not a curated record
AGAAAGUACAACUUUUUUGCAGCGCAGUGUUAAAAUUGACACUCACAACGCGACGCCUGCAGUAUUUUAGCCAUCUACUCAGAAGCGUUAUUCUUUUCUGGAAGGACCGUAGAAAAGAAAAAUGAGCGAGCUGUGCCGCACUUGUGGCCAGGAGGCGGAGCAUGCCAAGAUGCUAUUCCACAAGGAACGCAGCUACGUCCUGCAUAACAUACUGAAGCUGACUGGGAUUUGGUUAAGUGAGAAGCCCGGAGUGCCCUCAAGGAUUUGUUUGACCUGUCUGUUAGACCUUCACAAAGCCAUGGCCUUCCGGGAGCGCUGCAUUAAGGCAAACGAAUCCUGGUCCGAGCAGAAGGACCCACACGCGGAUUUAGACCCUCCAUUGAAGGACGACGUUGAUCAAGAAGGAAUUAGAGUGCAACUAGUGCCGUUAAAUUCCUUGCAUAAACCAAAAAUGGCUGUGCUCCGGAAGAUUUCACCUCAACGCAGCAGGAUACCGGAUGACACUCCGUGUGACCCCAUAGAAAGACCUCAAGAGCUCAGAAGAAUACUGGGUGAGACUUUGCCUAAGACCCAAGGCAAUCUUGUACAUUUUUUUUGCGACCCUGUAGUCCCUUCUGUUAAAGUCGUUGAGCCCCUAGGGCGCGAAGACAUUAUCCAGUUGACGAAAAAAAAAAUCAGUGUAAGGAAGAUUUCACCACAACGCACAAAGAGCAUAGGAAACAUUUCAAAUUUCUUUUCUGGGCCUGAAGUUCCUUCUAUGGAUAUUCUGGAUUCAGUCAGAAGCGAAGAUAUUAUCCAGGUGAAGAUCGAACCAUCCAGUACCUCACAAGAACAAAAAGAGAUUAUGUCAGCGAGGAUUCCACAACCAAGCAACAGAAAACUGUAUAGAACUCGGUUUAAGAUUAUAGACAACUGCAUUUAUCAUUUGGCUAGCCCUGAGUCCCCUUCUGUUGAACUGGAUCCUUUAAGAUGCGAAGACAACAUUCUGGUGAUGAACGAGCCCCUUCUUUCGGAUGAUGAGCCUGAGGAACCCGUAAACCAAGAAAUCAUGAAAGAGGAACCCGGAAUCCAACACGACGUAGAAGUGAAAUCCACAAACGAGCAAAUCAUAGAUGUACGACCAUCUUCCAAUAACAAAACCAAAAGAACAAUAAGAAAAAAGACCAAAGAAGAAAACUAUGCCGCACGAAAAAAGUGGGCGGCGGUGCAAAGAGCUCUUGCAAAGGAGCAGAGACCCUAUUUCUGCGAUCAAUGUGGGAAAACCUUCAGCGAACAAGGCAAUUUCAAUCUGCACCUCAAGCGGCACAAGGGCGUCAGGGAGUUCCAGUGCAAGGAGUGCGACCGCAAGUUUUUCAGCCAGCAUCUCCUCAGUCUGCAUGUGCGGAUCAAGCAUCGCGGUGAAAAGCCCUAUAAGUGCAAGUACUGUGGCCAGCGCUUCCACAACUGCCUCAGGCGGUUGGACCACGAGCGGAACCACAAGGAGAGCCCCGACCAUAGACCGUACGUGUGCCCCAUCUGCAACAAGGCAUUCAAGAAAAGCAGGAUGCUAAAGUUCCACGGCGUGGUGCACACUGGGGAACAGCCAUACCAGUGCGAGAUCUGCCAGACACACUUCAAUCGGAAGAGCAGCCUGAGAACCCACUUCAAGUCCAAUCAGCAUCGAUUGAGAGUCGAGAAGCAGGAGAAAGCGAAAACACUGGAUGAUGGAGAUGAAACUUUGCCAGAGGAUGAGUGAAGCAUUUGUUUUCAGUUCAAGAUUGUUAUAAAGUUCUAAUUGGCAUACAAACAUGUUUUUGUUUUCUUAGCUGGGUAAUCUUAAAUGAGUUCUACAUUUUAUAAAUUUUAUAUACAUAUACAUAAAUUAAAUAACUUUACUGCAAUUUUUUUCAAAAAGCUCAGGUAUUUCCUAAAUUUGAACUGAAAAACACACAUUUAUAAUUCGUAAGCUUAUUGAUAUAUUUUUCUUUACCAGUUAGCGAAGUGCGGCACCUGUUUUUGCUUAAUGUGCUUAAAAACAAACAAAGCCAAAUUGGAUAUUUGAAUAUUCGCGCCAUGUGAACAAACUGGUUCUUUCAGAACAACAGAGGGCGUAUCAAUCGAAAAAACUUAAUUUAAAUAAAAGCAUAUAUAUUUAAACUG